AUGGUCAAUGAUGUCGAGAUAUCAGGACUAGCUGCUGUCUUUGCUGCUGUUGGAUUUAUCAUUAUCGUUGUCGUAUGUGUGCGCCAAAUGACAAAACAAAGCAAGAACCUUGCGACUCGUGAGGAACAAAGACGACGAAGACGACUACCACCACAAGCUGACACUCGUCGUCAAAGACAACGAAAUGAUGAAUGUUCAAUUUCAAUCGAUGAUGCUCCUCCACAAUAUGAAGUGAGCAUGAUUACACCUCCUCCCCCCGCUUAUACGGAACAACAACAUCAAGAUCAUCGUCAUCAUGGCCUGUGA
Molecule: messenger RNA, 306 nt
Organism: Lichtheimia ornata
Lineage: Eukaryota; Fungi; Mucoromycota; Mucoromycetes; Mucorales; Lichtheimiaceae
Exons: 2
Coding region: 1-306 (101 amino acids)
Source: RefSeq, a predicted model, not a curated record